Fimicolochytrium jonesii is the source of this 2323-nucleotide messenger RNA. RefSeq lists its product as uncharacterized. The transcript is spliced from 2 exons. The coding region runs from base 230 to 2014 and encodes 594 amino acids. NCBI's taxonomy places the organism in Eukaryota, Fungi, Chytridiomycota, Chytridiomycetes, Spizellomycetales, Powellomycetaceae. The record is from RefSeq and is a predicted model, not a curated record.
ACUGGGCUGCCUGCGAGCGAGAAGGAAAGGCCAACUUUGGGCAGCUCCUUGAAGGCUUGAACGCAAGCGGAAAGGCCAGCCACCACACACCCCCAUUCCCACCAAGGACAAAGCCCGAUCGGGUAUCGUUGCAGAGACUCUCUCACGCCGUGCAAGAAACCGUGUUAUUCGCACCGUAAACUCCCCCAGAGGAAAGAGAAGAGCUGAAUUUCUCACAUAACCCGGAACCAUGGCGCCACCACUAAUGAAGAGGCCGUCCCUUAUGGGCGGCUUGCCACUGUUGCUAGCUAUGGCGCCCAGCGUCUUGGCUGAGGACUCGGGGAAGGUUGACUUGGGCGGUCUCGGAGUCCUCCCCAUUUGGCUGGUAGUAGUAAUAGCCAUCAUAAUCGUCGUCCUCUGCAUCGCCUUCGGGUACCUGAUGUGGCGCCGAGCCCACGGCGACCGCGGCGACGUCGAAGCCAUGGGCGCCAACACCGUCCGCGACCGCCGCUUGCAAGAAAGCGAAAACUGGAAGAAGCGGUUCAGUACCGUCGUGCAGGGGAAGGACCAGGAGCCGUCGGGUCUUUUUGGCGCCGGCACCAUCUUGGCGGAUUUGGAGGAGAGCCAUCAGCAGAAUAGCACGCCGACGAGAAAGACGAGCGUGCGGAAGCCGGGAGAGCCGCUGAUUUCGCUGGUCGCGGGUGAUGCGCCUGAGUUGGGGCGGUCGGUGUCUCAGCGGUCCAGAAAGGAUACUACUCAGCAACACACACCCCCUGUCAAUGCGGCGUCGUCGGAUGCGAGAUACACCCGGAAACAGUCGAUUGAUGUGCAGCGUCGGCCGACCGGGGCCACGGGUCGUUCUAAUCUUCGGAAGGCGCACUCGCGUGUAGACGAGGAGCCCCCUAGGAUCUCCGCGUCGUCGGACGAUUCUGGGGGCGACCCACAUGCUGGCCUCUCGCUCUCGCCCAACGGACGUGGGGAUCUUGGUUUAGGCGGAGGUUUUGCGACGAUUAGCGAGCCGAUCAACUCUGUUAUCAAUAUCGAAGAAGAUCUCUCGCCUUCGCCUCCCGGAGACGGUUUCUUGCCGCGCUCUGUUUCCCAGAGACAUGCAGACAGUCUCCUGAGCCCUGACACGGACUCAUACUAUGGCGCAAACAUGCAAAGGUCCGGAACUCAGAUAUCAACAAUGUCGCAAAAGAAAUCGCCCCGCCGUAGUACGUCCGUGCGUCGGUCCGAUCGCGAACCCCUCGAUUCCACUCCUCUCGCCUCAGACCGCUCACACCUAAUCCCGCCACCUCCAAGCUACACUGCGAACCGCGCCGAAGACGACAUUGAAGCGCUGUACAAGUCCGCGAGCCAGUACACCUCCGCCGCCGCCCCACUGGAACGCACACGGUCCUCCCGCAGCGCUGCUCACGCACUCGCAAGCCCGCUCUCCCCGACUGACCGCACUCCGUCAUCUCGCCAGGCAAACCGCACCAACACCCGCUCGUCCCGCCAUCGGUCCCACCGCCAGAAAUCUGACGACGACAGCGACUCGACACCGCUGGCACGUACCAUCUCGCAGCGGACGGCGGUACCACUCCAGCGGUCAGGAAGCAGCGGCAGCUCACACCGCCCCAGCGCAAUUACAGCGACUGCAGCCAACGUCAAGCGCACCCCAACAAGCCGUUCCACCCGCCGCGCCCCCACCGACACCAAUCAACCCCUCUCCUCCCAAUCCCAACGCAAACCCGAAACCCGCACCUCCCGCCCCUCGGAAGACGACGAAACGCCACUCGCCUCCGUCGCCCUCAUGGCCCUGCAAGAACAGAUGAGCGCCCUCCAACAGCAGCACCAACACCAACAACAACCGGCAACACGCGCACCCUCGACGCGCCGCACGGCAUCGCAACGUAGACCGGGCGAUAUGUCGUCGUCGCAGCAACGGCUGGUCAGCCCGAGGUUCUCGUAUGAGGAGGAAGGGUAUGGUGAGGGUGAGGAUGAUGAGGAUGUGCCGCUGGGGUAUGUGGAGCCGGAGAGGAGACGGGGUUAAGGAUGGGGGCGUAUAUAUGUGGACAUGUGAAAUAUGUGCUCAUGACGCUGCUAUGUGGGGGCCGGAUCCUUACAGCAUUAACAUUUGGCUCGAUUUUUCAUGUCGGACCAACCUUCGGCGUAUCUGUGUAUCUGUGCCAUUCAUUACACUACCUGACCGUAUAUUCUUUAUCCCCCUCCCUACCAUGUAUAUACUCCUAUAUGUAUUACUUAGUCUGCUUUCUUUGAUAGAUCACUCUUGAUUGAUUCCUCUACCUCGGCCACUCGAACGGACACGCAAUCUGCGGAUGGUGCUUGGAUAUGAUGUUGC